UUGGCUUUAAAAUCUUAAGUAUUCACAGUUCUAUCAAGCCUGGGCUAGGAAAAAAUAAUGUACGCGCCCUGUGUAAAAACCUGUCUCCGCGAAAAUCGCCUUCGAAGUCCGCUUGCUAGAACUGUGCAAUUUAACAACGGCGUUAAAAUGCCAAUCAUUGGAUUGAACACUAAUGGGUUGGAGGCCCAUAUUGCCACUCGUGUUACAAAAGAUGCUAUCGAAAGUGGUUAUCGACACAUAGAUUGUUCGCCAACUUUUUGCAAUCAAGAGGAAGUGGGAAAGGGCAUUAAAGAGAAAAUCGACGAAGGCUUCAUAAAACGAGAGCAACUGUACAUAUCUAGCAAACUUUGGAAUACGCGACAUCAUCCGAAAUUCGUACGCCCAGCACUGGAAGAAACACUGAAACAAUUGAAACUCGAUUUUCUGGAUAAUUAUGUUAUUCAAACUCCGAUGGGUUUUAAAGAUGGUUUCGUAGACUAUCCGCGCAACACAAGAGGUGAAAUAAUGUAUUCUGAUGUCGACUAUGUAGAUACUUGGGCUGCAAUGGAGGCCUUAGUUGAUAAGGGUCUCGUACGAUCGAUUGGUUUGGCCAAUUUCAAUGCAGAGCAAAUCGAACGCAUACUUGAAGUGGCCCGCAUACCACCAGCCAAUUUACAAGUCGAAUGUCACCCUUAUUUGACACAAAAUAAGCUAAUGGACCUAUGUUGUAAGCAUAAAAUAGUUUUCAUGGCUUACGGGCCAACAGGGCCAAGAACGGGAGUCGAUAAUAUCGUCCCACUCCUGAAACAUCCACUAAUUUUAUGUUUGGCAAACAAAUAUGAGAAAACACCUACUGAAAUUUUAAUCCGCUAUCAAGUACAGCGUGGCAAUGCUGUAUUGAUAAGAACAACUUGUCUGAAUCACAUGGAUAAUAAUUUGACGGUUGAAAGUUUCCAAUUAAGUCGCGACGAUCUGGAAAAACUUCAUUUAAUGAAUUGCAACAUUCGCAGAGAAACCUUGUCAAAUGGCACUGGACAUCCGCAUCAUCCGUUUGAAAAUGAUUGCCUCUAACCUGUUCGGUUGUAAAAUGGUACAGAUCUACAUAUCU
Messenger RNA from Rhagoletis zephyria (snowberry fruit fly), 1087 nucleotides. Its product is annotated as alcohol dehydrogenase [NADP(+)]-like. Gene Ontology annotation, molecular function: oxidoreductase activity. The record is from RefSeq and is a predicted model, not a curated record. Lineage: Eukaryota; Metazoa; Arthropoda; Insecta; Diptera; Tephritidae.